GCCUGUGGUUGGACUACAUUACCCACAAUGCCAUUUCAAGAAUGCAGCGAGCUUCCGGUGAAAAUAAGACAGUCCAAAGAUGGCGGACCUCCUGGGCUCGAUCUUGAGCUCGAUGGAAAAGCCUCCAACCGUUCACGACCAAGAAAGCCGACGGAAAGCUAGAGAACAAGCUGCCAGACUGAAGAAGAUUGAGGAGGAUGAGAAGAGAAAGAAAGCAGAGUUUAGAAAAAAGAUGGAGAAGGAAAUGUCAGAGUUCAUUCAGGACAGCACACUACAGAAGAAGAAAUAUGACCCAAUGGGCAAGAUCGAGAGAAGCAUAUUGCAUGAUGUGGCUGAGGUGGCUGGACUGACAUCGUUUUCUUUUGGUGAGGAUGAAGAGAGCAGAUAUGUCAUGCUGUUUAAAAAGGAGUUUGCACCAUCAGAUGAAGAACUGGAGGCUUAUCGCAAGGGUGAGAAGUGGGACCCGCAGAAAGCCGAGGAGAGACGUCGGCUAAAGGAACAGGCUGCACAGGAGAUGGAAGAGGCCAGUCACACUCAGAAGAGGCCCGUGUCACCCAAUUCAAACUACAGAGACAAAUACAGCCAUCUGAUUGGAACAUCUGCUGCUAAAGAUGCCGCCCACACGCUUCAAGCCAACCGGGCAUAUGGCUGUGUCCCUGUGGCCAAUAAGAGAGACACUCGCUCCAUUGAAGAAGCCAUGAAUGAGAUCAGAGCCAAAAAAAGACUGAAGAAAGGCGAGGUGGAGGCCACUGGCAGCGGCAGCAGUGUGUGAAAGUGGUGUGUGUAUUUGUGUAUAUAAUCCGUUAUUAUGCAGAACAGAAGAGCGAUUGAACAGUGUUUCACAUGAAGAGCAGGGUUUGAUAAAGAUGAAUUGUCAUGCACAUAAAGGCAGUUUAAAACUGCCGCAGGAUAACCGUACUGUUCAAAAAUGCUUUCACCUCUAUAUUACUGUCUCAAAUAAUGUGUUUUUAGAAAUCAUUAUUAGAAUAAACAGAAAUGUGUUAUUUAAUAUUGAAAAUUCCUUUUGUAUCUUGGCAUGGUGAUAUAAUGGCUCCUUUUAA
Carassius carassius (crucian carp) is the source of this 1061-nucleotide messenger RNA. RefSeq names its product sperm associated antigen 7 (gene spag7). NCBI's taxonomy places the organism in Eukaryota, Metazoa, Chordata, Actinopteri, Cypriniformes, Cyprinidae. The record is from RefSeq and is a predicted model, not a curated record. Gene Ontology annotation, molecular function: nucleic acid binding. Bases 80 to 772 code for a protein of 230 amino acids. The transcript has 7 exons.